Salvia hispanica is the source of this 2292-nucleotide messenger RNA. RefSeq names its product methylthioribose kinase 1-like. NCBI's taxonomy places the organism in Eukaryota, Viridiplantae, Streptophyta, Magnoliopsida, Lamiales, Lamiaceae. Gene Ontology annotation, molecular function: S-methyl-5-thioribose kinase activity. The record is from RefSeq and is a predicted model, not a curated record.
UAUUCUUCCAAUUAUACCCUUUCAAUUCUCCACGCAAAUGAUAGUAUGAGUACGUACUGUUACUAGUCCGACCACACACUAAGCAAAGGCCGACGAUCAACGCCACCACAUCAACAUGGCUUCCGACGGAUUUCAGGCGCUCGACGAGAAGUCACUGGUGGUCUACUUGAAGGCCACUCCAUCUCUCGCCGCCAAGCUAGGCAGCCACUUCGAUAACCUCGAAAUCAAGGAAGUCGGCGACGGAAAUCUCAACUUCGUCUACAUUGUUACUGCACCGUCUGGAUCUAUCGUCGUCAAGCAGGCUCUUCCAUACGUUCGCUCUAUAGGGGAAUCGUGGCCAAUGGCAAAAGAACGUUCCUAUUUUGAAGCAACGGUUUUGCAAGAACAUGGUCGCUUGUGCCCAAAUCAUGUCCCUGAGGUCUACCACUUUGACAGGAAAAUGUGUUUGAUUGGCAUGCGUUACAUUGAGCCACCUCAUAUUAUCUUAAGAAAAGGAUUGAUUGCUGGGAUGGAGUAUCCGUUGCUUGCUGACCAUGUAUCAGAAUAUAUGGCAUCGACGCUUUUUUAUACCUCCCUGCUGUAUCAGACCACUACCGAUCACAAAAGUGGUGUUGCUAAAUUUUGUGGAAAUGUGGAGUUAUGCAGACUUACUGAACAAGUUGUGUUUUCUGAUCCAUACAAAGUGUCUGAGUAUAACCAUUGGACAACUCCUUACCUUGAUGCUGAUGCUGAGGCGCUUCGGGAGGAUAACAUGUUGAAACUCGAAGUUGCUGGGCUGAAAUCUAAAUUCUGUGAGAGAGCCCAAGCUCUUUUACAUGGUGAUCUUCACACUAGUUCAUUCAUGGUUACUCCUGAUUCAACUCAAGUGAUAGAUCCCGAAUUCGGUUUCUAUGGGCCAAUGGGAUAUGAUAUUGGAGCUUUUAUUGGAAACCUCAUUUUAGCUUAUUUUUCACAAGAUGGACAUGCAGAAAAGGAGGGAGACCGUAAAUUAUAUAAGAAGUGGAUCCUGAAGACAAUACUGGAUACCUGGAACCUCUUCCAUACAAAGUUCACUGCUCUUUGGGAUAAACACAAGGAUGGUUCAGGUGAUGCUUAUCUUCCAGCAAUAUAUAACAAUUCAGAACUCCAGUUGCUGGUAAAGCAAAGAUAUAUGGAUGAUCUUUUCCACGACACUCUCGGAUUUGGUGCUGCUAAAAUGAUAAGGAGAAUUGUUGGUGUGGCUCAUGUUGAAGAUUUUGAAUCAAUUCAAGAGGCUGGUAAACGUUCUGAAUGUGAGCGCAAAGCUCUCAACUUUGCUAAGACCCUUCUGAAGGAGAGGAGAGACUUUCACAAAAUAAAUGAAGUCGUUUCUGCAAUUGAGGAUCUCGACACAUAAGAUAUCUUCAAGAGCUAAACUAAACAGUACUUUAAACCUUGAAACAUAUCAACAGUGUUUUCUUAAGGUUGGUUCCCAUACUUGGCUUUGUACUCUCCCCAGAGCUCUUCCACGGGUUUCCCGAGCAACUCAACCCAAUACGCAUUGUUGUAUUGGUACCUCAUCUUCUUAUUCAGUUUUACAGUAAAACCUGGAAGCAAACUGUCACAGUACUCCAAAAACCUCUCUGUCACACCGUACCCUUCAUCCCACUUCUUACCUGCACCGGGCUUAGUAUAAUAAGCCUGCCUGUAGUAGCCCGACUUGACCUUCACGUAGUCUGCAGUCCCCUCCGUGAGGCCACCGGGAGCUCCAAAAUUACCAUGCCACUGGAACACAUGAGUCAUCUCAUGAGUCAAUACAGAAAUGAACAUCCACUUUGAGACCGACCUAGGCUGGUACAUGUUGUACAUUGCCGAGGCACUUAUGUUGAUGUUGUCACCGUUUUUAUAUGCGUAACCGGGGAAUUCGGAGAUGUAUACAUUCAAAACAGGGACGUCCCUUCUAUCUUCAGGGCUACUUUCUUCAAAGACUUGAUGGAUGAAAUUGUUGAUGGCUGGCAUGAUUGAUAAGGUGAAAUCAACACCGAUUUCAGUGUCGAACAACUGGCCGCCCGGGGUGUUGGGGACCGUGUUCGUUACGAUGUAUUGGGUUGCAUGAAUGUGUUGUACCAGGCAUGAUAGAAGAAGAGAAACAGGGAUGAGGAAAAUGCAGAGGCUUCUAUUCAUGACUGAUGAUUGAUUAUCAAGGCAAAUUAGGCCAGUUAAAUGUGGUCUUAUAAAUUGUGUUAAAAUGAUUUCCGAAAUAUUUGGGCUGGGAUAAUAUUUUAUGUUAUUACCAAAUAUUUGAUAAAUUUCUUAUCCAUACCAUUCCUGUAA